Molecule: messenger RNA, 1737 nt
Organism: Scedosporium apiospermum
Lineage: Eukaryota; Fungi; Ascomycota; Sordariomycetes; Microascales; Microascaceae
Exons: 7
Coding region: 1-1737 (578 amino acids)
Molecular function (GO): CoA-ligase activity
Source: RefSeq, a predicted model, not a curated record
AUGGUCUUCACUCCUCCGUCCUGGGUGCCCCAGCUCCCAAUUGACCCCCCGGACUCCCUAACGAUAGCGGAAUUUAUGCAACGAGAAGAGUUUGGUCGCCGCCCCUUAUCGAGCAGUCGCAAUCCCUUCACAUGCGGUCUCACCGGACGCACUUACGCGGCGCCCGAGUUCUUCCAAAGAGCAGGAUCUUUAGCUCGCGCCUUCGCGAAGAGGCUAGGGUGGUCGCCCAACGAGGCAACUCCCUGGGACAAGAUUAUUGGUAUCUUUUCCUUUAAUACGAUUGACUACAUCACCGUCGCGUAUGCUACUCAUCGCCUAUCCGGAAUCGUUACUCCCGCCAACGCGGUCUACUCAACCCAGGAGCUUCAGCAUCAGCUAAAGUCGUCCGGAGCAAAGGCCUUGAUCACAUGCGUUCCUCUUUUGGAGACCGCCCUCCAGGCGGCAGAGGGUGCGGGAAUCGCCCACGACAAGAUCUUUAUCAUGGAUAUCCCGGGCUUUCAGUUGAAGGACGGGAAGUUCACCACCGUUGAGGAGCUUAUUAUUGAGGGCAAUAGCCUGCCGGAACUCGACCCCCUCCGAUGGACCAGGGGCCAAGGAGCUCGCCAGACCGCGUUCCUUUGCUAUUCCAGUGGCACCUCUGGACUUCCGAAGGCAGUCAUGAUUUCCCAUCGAAAUGUCAUUGCCAAUAUUCUCCAACAUGUCACGUACGAGUCCGUAGGACGAAAGUCGAAGCGUGUUGAUACCCAGAACGUCCUUUGUUUCCUCCCCUUUUCACACAUCUACGCACUGGUCGUGAUCGCCCACACCUGCACAUGGCGCGGCGAUGGAAUCAUCGUUCUUCCCAAAUUCGACUUUACACACUAUCUCGAGUCGAUUCAGAAGUAUAGGGUGAACCAGCUUAUUGUCGUCCCUCCUGUCAUCAUUAGCAUGCUCCAGCAGAAGGAUAUUUGCCGCAAGUACGACCUCAGCAGCGUGCGGUUCGUCUUCAGCGGUGCCGCUCCACUUGGUGAAGAGACGAUCGACGAGAUAAAAGAGAUGUAUCCAAAUUGGACGAUAGCUCAAGCUUAUGGUAUGACUGAGACAUCCGUCGUCGUAACCGCUCCGAGCGAACAUGACAUCUUCCCCAGGGCCUCGGGUUCUCUCCUCCCCGGUAUCCAAGCAAAACUCAUCGACUCCCAAGGCAGUGAAAUUACCGCCUACGAAACGCCCGGAGAGCUUCUCAUCCAAGGCCCGGCCGUUGUUUUGGGAUACUUGCACAAUGAGAAGGCCACUGCCGAGACUUUUGUUCACCACCAUGAUGGUCGGUGGAUUCGUACAGGAGACGAAGCUCUCGUGGCAGUCUCACCUGCUGGAAAUGAGCAGAUUGUUAUCGUUGACAGGAUUAAGGAACUCAUCAAAGUCAAGGGUCAUCAAGUAGCGCCGGCCGAGCUCGAAGCUCACAUCCUCUCUCACCCGGACGUGUCCGACUGCGCUGUAAUACAAGUUCCCGAUCUCAAAUCAGGCGAGGUUCCCAAGGCUUUUGUCGUCAAGGCUCCCCACGCCACCUCGAAGUCCGACGAACUCCUCGCUCAGAUCAUUACGAAAUAUGUCGCCGAUCACAAGGCUCAUUACAAAUGGAUCAAGGGUGGUGUUGAGUUUUUGGGCGCCAUUCCCAAGUCCCCGAGCGGGAAGAUUUUGAGACGUGUGUUGAGAGAUCAGGAUAGGGAGGCUAGGAGGAAGAAGGGAGCCAAGAUUUAG